AUGUCAACGUUUUUCACCACCAACCGGCACGGGUACAGUGUGCGAUUCUCGCCGUUCAACCCGGACCAGUUUGUCGUGGCAUCGAGCCAAUUCUAUGGCCUGGCCGGUGGUGGCACGCUGUACUUCCUCGAGCUAACGCCGGACGGUUGCGGUAUCGUCGAGAAGCGCACCCAUCACUGGACGGACGGACUGUUCGACGUGACGUGGUCCGAAUCGAACCCGGAAAUCAUCGUGUCCGGCUCGGGGGAUGGCAGUGUCCAGCUGUGGAACACCAACGUGUCCAGCAACAAUGGACCACCGUCGAUGGUGUACCGGGAGCACAAGAAGGAAAUCUACAGCGUGGACUGGAGCAAGGUACCGUACGAGCAGCUCUUCAUCAGCGCCAGCUGGGACAGUACGGUGAAGAUUUGGGAUCCGAUCCGGAACAACUCGCUCAGUACGUACAUCGGCCAUACGCAGCUCGUGUACAACGCGGUGUUUGCGGCCCACAUCCCCAACACGUUUGCCAGCGUUAGCGGUGAUGGAUUUCUGAAGAUUUGGGACAUCCUCUGUUACGAUCUACCGAUCGCAAGCAUUAAGGCGCACGAUGGAGAGGUUUUAACGGUGGAUUGGUGCAAGCAUGAUUCGAACAUUCUGGCUACUGGCGCGUCGGACGGUUUGAUACGCAUUUGGGACCUGAGAAACUUCGGCGUACCGAUCACGGAACUGAAGGGCAACGAGUUUGCCGUAAGAAAAGUACAAUUUUCACCGCAUAAUUUCUCCGUGCUGGCCAGCGUCGGAUAUGACUUUACCACCAGAAUAUGGGACUUUAAGAAGAGCAACGAAGCGAUGGAAACGAUCAAGCAUCAUUCGGAGUUUACGUACGGGCUCGACUGGAACAGACGACGCCGUAAUCAGCUGGCCGAUUGUGGAUGGGACUCGCUGGUGCACGUCUUCAAGCCGGAUUGCCUUUCGGAUAAGAUUUAG
Messenger RNA from Anopheles marshallii, 966 nucleotides. It is a transcript of the gene Pex7, whose product is annotated as peroxisomal targeting signal 2 receptor. The coding region runs from base 1 to 966 and encodes 321 amino acids. Gene Ontology annotation, molecular function: protein binding. The record is from RefSeq and is a predicted model, not a curated record. Gene Ontology annotation, cellular component: peroxisomal matrix; cytosol. Lineage: Eukaryota; Metazoa; Arthropoda; Insecta; Diptera; Culicidae. The transcript is spliced from 4 exons. Gene Ontology annotation, biological process: protein import into peroxisome matrix.